CAACUUUGUCUCAUGAAAGCAAUGUAUGUUCAUCAUGUCUAUUAUGUUUACCUUCACACAACCAACUCGGCUUGUCCCUCAUUCUAUCCCUCGCUCCUCGACAUUCAUACUACCACAUGCUCUUCUAUGUGUGGUAUUGAUCAGUCUCUCUAUACGCUCUACGGAUUGCCUUCCCCCGACACUGGAACCAACGCGGUAACAUCAUCAUACGUACUUAUUAUUCCCGCGAUGGAUGCAAGACAAGGCACGCAGAACGAGGAACGAGGGACUAGAAACAUGGGAAAUCGCCUUCCCAACUCUAUCCCGAGCUCUUUGUUUCCCUAUGUUUCUCGCAAUACAUGGACAAGAUCCGUCUUUACCUGUCAGGAAUUAGUUGUAACGAAACUGAUACAGAAAAGCAGUCUCGACUUUGUCGCCUAGACGUGCUGAAAAAGAAGCCAGUCGCGCACCCUUCGACUACCACACACCCGCUCCGCCCCGAAAUCCACAUCUACGUCGUCUACGGUCCAAUAAUAUUUUCCUCCUGUCACCGCCAACAUGGCUGAGGGAGAGCCAGACUACAACUCUCUGCCGCUAACAGACAGAUGGGUACAUAAGGUUUGGAAAGCUCGCAAGCAAGCGUAUGAAGAAGCAGCAAAACAGUUUGAACUUACUCCAGAUGAACACGAUCCCGCAUUUCGGCCAUUCAACCAAGAUCCCAGUCUAUGGAAAGGCGCUGUGGCGGAUUCGAACGUUGCCGCGCAAUCGGAUGGCAUCGCUGCAUACUGCGCAUUCCUUAAAUUCGGUGGGAAAGAAAAUUGUGUACGUUCGCGAGGCCAAGUAGUUACCCCCAUCGUCGAAAAGGGCCUUGUGUCUACAAGGCCGGCUACCAAGGCGUCUUCGGUCGAGGCCCUAUUGCUGCUCAUAGAGCUCGAUGUCGCCGGCCCCAUAGUCGAGGACAUCCUCCCGGCCAUAUCCGCAAAGCAACCGAAGGUCAUUGCAGCCGCCUUAGCAGCGCUGACCACCAUCUUCCACAACUACGGUUGCAAAAUAGCCGACCCGAAGCCUGUUCUUAAGAUCCUUCCCAAGGCAUUUGGACAUGCGGACAAGAACGUACGAGCCGAGGCUACUAAUUUGGCGGUCGAGUUCUACCGAUGGCUGAGGGACGCGAUGAAGCCCAUGUUCUGGGGCGAUUUGAAGUCGACCCAGCAGUCCGACCUAGAAGCACAAUUCGAAAAAAUCAAGGCAGAACCGCCGCCGAAACAAGAACGUCUCUUGCGAUCCCAGCAGGCGGCCAUGGCUCGCGCACCUCCUCCAGGGGCCGAGGGAGAGGAUGUGGACGAAGACGACGGAGCUGACGAGCCGGCCGAAGUCGACGCGUUUGACCUUGCAGAGCCCCAAGACGUCUUAUCAAAGGUACCCGCCAAUUUUCACGACAACCUCGCCUCUUCAAAAUGGAAAGACCGCAAGGAGGCUCUCGAGGCAAUUUACGCUGUUCUCAACGUACCAAGAAUCAAAGAUGGUGACUUUGGCGAGAUCAACCGUGGUUUUGCCAAGUGCAUGAAAGAUGCCAACAUUGCCGUGGUAACUCAGGCAGCUCAGUGCAUCGAGGUACUCGCCAAAGGUCUUCGAAAAGGCUACGGCAAGUAUCGGUCCGUCGUCAUGGCGCCCAUCAUGGAGCGGUUAAAGGAGAAGAAGCAGAGCGUUGCAGAUGCACUAGGUGUUGCUUUAGAUUCAGUAUUCCUUUCUACAAGCCUGUCCGAAUGUCUAGAGGAUAUCUUCUCGUUUCUCAGCCAUAAGAACCCGCAGGUCAAGGAGGGGACUGUGAAAUUUCUUGUCCGGUGUCUAAGGACAACCAGGGAGCCUCCUAGCAAACAAGAGGUCGCUGGUAUGGUUGAAGCAGCGAAGAAACUACUCUCGGAAUCGAGCGAGGGUUUAAGAUCCGGCGGCGCUGAGGUUCUAGGUACGGUCAUGAAGAUUAUUGGCGAACGUGCCAUGAACCCUCAUCUCGAAGGCCUAGACGAUAUCCGAAAGAACAAAAUCAAGGAAUACUUCGACAAAGCCGAAGUCAAGGCUAAAGAUAAGCCUAAGCCAGCUCCGGCUCCGGCUGCGCGAGGCCCACCCGGCGGUCCGAAAAAGAUCGUUGGCGGUGGUAAGAAAGCCCCCGGUGCCACGAAGAAGGCUGCUCCUGCUACUUCUGCACCCCCUCAGCCCGUGUCGGAGUCCGCCCCCACGGCGCAACAGGCAUCUCGACCCGCUGCGGGCAGCAAGCUUGGCAUGCCUAAAACAUCCGGCCUGACCGGGCUCAAAGCGCCGCAGAGACGUAUCGGUACCCCGGGUGUCGCAUCCCCCCGACGAGCACCAGCUGCCGCAGCCCCUCCGCCGCCUCCCGUGGAGGAUGAAGAACCCCUAGUAUCGUCACCUCCGCCGAAACCGCGAAUUGGGCUCGGGCGAGGUGGUCUUGCUGCACGGUCGUUAACAAAACCUGCGGCAACCCCCGCGGCAGCUCCUUCGGCGCCCUCGCCGCCUCCAUCCAGCGGCCUCACGGCCAUGGAGCGCGCGGAGCUUGAGGAGCUGCGCGCGGCCAACGAUCGACUCACCAAGCAGGUAGAUGAGAUGCGACAUGAGCGAAAUAAACUCGUUUCAGAAGUCCAAGAGCUCAAAAACCAGAAUGCCGGUCUUAUUGAGGACCACACGCGAGACGUGCUUAGCAUCAAGGCCAAAGAGACCCAGCUAGUCAGAGCGAGAAGCGAUGCGGAAGCAACCGAGCAAACCAACGAGAGGCUCCGACGGGAACUAGAACGCCUCAAACGCGCACUUAGCAGAGCCGAGGGUCUGGGCAUAUCUGGGGGUGUCGUCAGUCCAGGAAUGACGAGCCCUACACCAGAUGACGUGGGUAUAUAUCGCGACGGUGCAAACUACUCGGGUUCCAGAAACAACAGGAUGAGUUUCACCAGCACUCUGUCGGAAGAGAAGGAGAAUGGCGACGUGCCCCACAACUACCCGAGAAGCAAGCUAAGCCCAGAUUUAAGGUAUAAUAGCGGAUCGAGUGGUAGGGGAAGCCCUGCUCGCGGCUUCAGGAGCGCGCCAAUAGAGGAAGGAGUUGGUCACGGCACCGGAUCCGGUAUGAGUUCGGCCCCAGCUGGAACCGGUGGUAAUGGCGUGGAGAGUUGGAAGAGGGCAGCAGAAGUUACGAGCCAGCUCAAGGCCAGAAUAGAGCAGAUGAAGGCCAAACAAGGGUUUAACCGACCGUAAAGUCGGAUACGUCCAGGAGUCUGGUCGUCACGAAAAGGCGUUGGUUAGGAGACGAAAGUUGAAAAACGGGGGUGGGAAUCAGGGUCAUGUCUGCUUGAUCGAGUGCAUUUUCGUGGCGUCGGUUACAUACCCCAGCUUAUUUCGUCCGCUACUAAAGAAUUCGGGAAUGUCAUGAUAAUUACUUAGGUAUUCUUAGACUUAAUUACCCCGGGCUUCAGACGGGGGCGUGUUCGUACAACCCGUUCAUAAUGAUGGAAGUCUAGGCCCCUUUUCGUGAUCGGUGGUUGAGGGUGACAGGUCCAGGCAACUACCACGGUGACCUGAUAAGUAACAAUGUUCGCUCUAAAGGCUUUAUAUUUUUAAACAUC
This is a messenger RNA of Annulohypoxylon truncatum, 3602 nucleotides long. Its product is annotated as armadillo-type protein. NCBI's taxonomy places the organism in Eukaryota, Fungi, Ascomycota, Sordariomycetes, Xylariales, Hypoxylaceae. Gene Ontology annotation, molecular function: microtubule plus-end binding; microtubule plus end polymerase activity. The record is from RefSeq and is a predicted model, not a curated record. Gene Ontology annotation, biological process: microtubule polymerization; mitotic spindle organization; establishment or maintenance of microtubule cytoskeleton polarity. The coding region runs from base 538 to 3234 and encodes 898 amino acids. The transcript is spliced from 3 exons. Gene Ontology annotation, cellular component: spindle pole body; centrosome; kinetochore.